Ilex paraguariensis (yerba mate) is the source of this 1011-nucleotide messenger RNA. Lineage: Eukaryota; Viridiplantae; Streptophyta; Magnoliopsida; Aquifoliales; Aquifoliaceae. The record is from the annotation of a GenBank genome assembly.
AUGGGCAAAAUCAAGAUUGGAAUCAACGGAUUUGGAAGGAUUGGCCGUCUGGUGGCGAGAGUUGCUAUGCAGAGUGAUGAUGUUGAAGUCGUUGCCGUUAACGAUCCGUUUAUCACCACUGAUUACAUGACCUACAUGUUCAAAUACGACAGUGUUCAUGGCCAAUGGAAAAAGCAUGAGCUUAAGAUGAAGGAUUCUAAGACCAUCCUCUUUGGUAACAAACCUGUCACUGUCUUUGGUGCCAGGAACCCGGAGGAGAUUCCUUGGGGCGAGGCUGGAGCUGAUUAUGUUGUCGAGGCCACAGGCGUAUUUACUGACAAGGACAAAGCUGCUGCCCACUUGAAGGGAGGUGCAAAGAAGGUUAUCAUUUCUGCCCCAAGCAAGGAUGCUCCCAUGUUUGUUGUGGGUGUCAAUGAGAAGGAAUAUAAGCCAGAUAUUGAUGUUGUUUCCAAUGCUAGUUGCACCACCAACUGUCUUGCUCCAUUGGCCAAGGUUCUUCACGACAGAUUCGGCAUUGUUGAAGCUCUUAUGACAACUGUUCACUCUAUUACUGCAACACAGAAAACUGUUGAUGGUCCUUCAAUGAAGGACUGGAGAGGUGGAAGAGCUGCUUCAGUCAACAUCAUUCCCAGCAGUACUGGAGCUGCCAAGGCUGUAGGGAAAGUUCUGCCGUCACUAGAUGGAAAGCUGACUGGGAUGGCUUUCCGUGUUCCCACUGUUGAUGUUUCGGUGGUUGACCUCACUGCCAGACUUGAGAAGGCGGCCUCAUAUGAUGAAAUAAAAGCUGCUAUCAAGGAAGAGUCUGAGGGUAAAUUGAAGGGAAUCCUUGGUUACACUGAAGAUGACGUGGUGUCAAGCGACUUCUUGGGUGACUCCAGGUCAAGCAUUUUUGAUGCCAAGGCUGGUAUUGCUUUGAGCGGCAACUUUGUGAAGGUUGUCUCUUGGUAUGACAAUGAGUGGGGUUAUAGUAAUCGUGUGAUUGACUUGAUCCGGCACAUGGCAUCUGCUUAA